CAGCAGAGUCCAAUGAGCAUCGAUUGUUAAAGGGAAGAAGAGACAACUAACUUCUGUUGCAAUGAUGACAGCAAAGGUACCACAAAGUGGUACCUGGCUGCCCUGGUUGACCACCUGUAUCCUGGUUUUUGCUUCCCUAUUGCCACAGCUUCAUGGACAACCCACAAAUGAGACGAAUUCAAAUUGGAACUCUUGGACUGACGGUGUCUGCUCUCGGACUUGUGGAGGAGGUGUGAUGAAGUCUACAAGAACGUGUGAGGACAGAAGCAAUAAAGGUUGCCUUGGAAACAAAGUGAAGUACACAUCUUGCAAUACCCAGGAUUGUCCAGAUGACACCGAUUUCCGGUCACUCCAGUGUGCUGACUUCAACCAAAAACCUAUGAAAGACGUUUACUACGAAUGGGUCCCAUAUCUUGGCGAUGAUGCUGACAGAUGUGCCUUGGUAUGUUCAGCUGUGAACGGAACCUUGCGAGAAACCAUGAAGGGCAAGGUCGUGGAUGGUACCUCAUGUAAUGCACAUGGCACGGAGGUGUGUGUUGAUGGCACAUGUAAGAGCGUUGGCUGUGAUCGAGUACUUGGGUCUUCCAAAGCAGAGGACGCCUGCAGGAUCUGUGGAGGUGAAGGAAAACACUGCAAGACAGUCAAGAAGUCUGUGGAAACCACUAAACUCAAGAAUGGUUACAACGACUUCCUGGUUAUUCCAAGGGGCGCCACCAAUAUUCUGGUGAAAAAUCGAAAGGAUUCUGAGAAUCAUUUUGCUCUCAGAACUAACCGUGGAAAGUUCCUUCUCAAUGGUAAAUGGAAACUGGUGAAUUACUCCAAAUUCCACAGAUAUGGCACCACAUUCUACUACAUCAAUGAUGGUAAAACCCAACAGCUUUCUGCUGUAGGUCCUAUAAGUACAAACCUCAUUCUAGUGCUUGUCGUGAAGGAGAAGACAGCAGAUAUUGAGUACGAAUACUCAAUUCAGAAAGAGGGUGAAACUAGCACCGUGCUUCUGCGGCACCUUGAACCUGCGCCACCAUUGAAACAACUCAGCAGCACAUUGAAGCAAAGCAACGACAGCCAGAGUGUGUACAUCAGCAGCGAAAUGGGCGCUUCCCGCAUCAGACUGCGUCACCGCAAACCCGAGCUGGCCGUCAAUCCACCACGUGACCAAGAACCUCUGAUGCAGUUGACUGCGAAAGAAGCCGCGCGUGGCAGCGCCGACGGUGUUGACGACGACGGCAGUGAUGACGAUAACAUUGACGGCGAUUUUCCUGUCAAUGCCGAUGAUGAUGAUGAUGAUGAUGAUGAUCACAAGGUGACCAACAGGAAGUUCGCUUUUGUCCCCAUUGACCCGAAUCUAACUGUGACAGACGAUGUGCAAGGAUUAAGGCAGUACGAAUGGAAUGUCGGUGGAUGGACAGAAUGCUCAGUUUCCUGUGGAGCAGGUGUCCAGAGGCGUGUGGUGAUGUGUUAUGAUGUGUACAAGAGGAAAAAUGUCCCAGAAAGAUGUGAUCGUGCCAGCAGACCUGCGUCCACCAAGUCGUGUCGAGUGAGCUGCAAUAUUAAAAUUCGCUGGGUUGAAACUGGAUGGACAGAAUGUAGCGAAACCUGUGAUGGGGGUCAGAUGUCCUCUAUCAUGAAGUGUAUGGAGAUGUCAGGAAGCAGUGAGAGGCAGGUUGGAGAUAACCUGUGCAUAGAGAGGGAGGGAGCAGCCCGUCGCCUGACGAAGAAAUGUAACGAACAGCCCUGUGAGAGGAACCCAAGACCAGAGGUAUCUUGCUGGGAGACUCUCUAUGGGUGUUGCCCAGAUCGCAGGACUGCUGCCCAAGGACCAGGCCAUGCUGGAUGUUCCACCCCAACCAGUUGUGUUGACAGUUCUUACGGCUGCUGUCCUGACCGUGUAAGUUACGCGCGGGGUCCCAACUAUGCUGGCUGCCCUGGUUGUCAAAAUACUGACUAUGGAUGUUGCCCCGAUGGCGUGACCACAGCUGAAGGCCCAAACUACGCUGGCUGUUCCGCAGGAACAACUGCAGCAGAUCACUGUUCCUUAGAACACGACCGCGGUUCCUGUUCUGACUACACCCAGAAGUGGGGCUACGACCCUGAGACUAGAAGGUGCAAACAGUUCUGGUAUGGUGGUUGUGGAGGAAACGAGAACAGGUUCGAUAGCGAUGGGGAUUGCCUGAGAGCCUGCCGUGAUCAUAGCAGGAGAACUCACCCUCACACUAGGCCAACACCCAGUCGCACCUGGCCACCAGUCGAGACAACACCAAGGCCCCCAGUCACAGGUGCAAAUGUACACUGCUCUGCAGAACCAGCUCGUGGCACCUGUUCUGACUACACACAAAAGUGGGCCUAUGACACAGAAACUAGAAGAUGCAAACAAUUUUGGUACGGUGGUUGUGGAGGAAAUACGAACAGAUUCGACGAUGAAAGGGCCUGCUUGAAAGCUUGUCGGAAUUACAGGACUCCAACUGUUACCGACCCUCGCACCCGAAGACCAACACCAACAAGACCUGAGGUAACCCGUCCCCGAGUGAUAGCAGAAAAUGCUCACUGUUCCUUAGAACACGACCGCGGUUCCUGUUCUGACUACACCCAGAAGUGGGGCUACGACCCUGAGACUAGAAGGUGCAAACAGUUCUGGUAUGGUGGUUGUGGAGGAAACGAGAACAGGUUCGAUAGCGAUGGGGAUUGCCUGAGAGCCUGCCGUGAUCAUAGGGGACAAGUAUCCCCACGCCCUACAACAAGAAGACGAGGAUGUGCAGAUACCAGUUAUGGAUGCUGUGACGAUCGACGAACACCUGCUCGGGGUCCAAACAAGGAAGGAUGCCCUGAAAGAACUUGUGCUGCUUCCAGUUAUGGCUGUUGCCCAGAUGGAGUAACAUUCGCCCGUGGUCCCGAUUAUGAGGGAUGUCGUUUGAUAGGCGGAUGUGCAGGUACACGAUACGGAUGUUGUGCUGAUGGUGUAACAGCAGCUCGGGGCCAAGAUAGCCUUGGCUGUCCAGAGAGACAGACAUGUAGGGGUUCUCGAUAUGGAUGCUGUCGUGACGGAGUACGAGCUGCACAUGGACCGAACUACUACGGAUGUGAACCUCAUCCCGUGGCAGAAGGUGACUGCAUUUCUGACAAGGACAGCGGCACAUGUAGUGAUCAUACCAUCAAGUGGUUUUAUGACAGGGCAAGCUCAACUUGUCAGCAAUUCUGGUAUGGUGGUUGUGGAGGCAAUGGUAAUCGUUAUGAUACAGAAGAGGACUGCCGCCGUAAAUGUCACCAUCGGGUAGAGAGCCAUGUGGCAGCAACAACUCCAACAGCAGCAGAUGAUGUGUGUAAACUGCCAAAGGCUGUAGGAAACUGCCGGGCCAGGCAACUACGAUGGUACUUCGACCACGAGACAGUGAGUUGUCAGAAAUUCUACUACACUGGUUGUCAUGGAAACGACAACAACUUUAAUAGUGAGCAGCAAUGUGUUCAUCGAUGUUUUGCACCAAAUCCCAUCAUCCAAUUCACAAUACCACCCAAUGAGAAGGAACUUUCCAGAGAUCCCUUGGUGGUGUGUCAUUUGGGUGUCGACGCAGGGGCCUGCGAUGAUCAGUUUGUCAUGUGGUACUACGACGCUCAGGAGGGAGAAUGCAAACAGUUCAACUACACGGGUUGCUAUGGAAACAGCAACCGCUACAAAACAAAGCAGAGUUGUGAAGCUCUGUGCAACCGUGACAGUAAGUGAUGGAUUUUGCUCUACG
Messenger RNA from Octopus sinensis (East Asian common octopus), 3731 nucleotides. RefSeq names its product papilin. NCBI's taxonomy places the organism in Eukaryota, Metazoa, Mollusca, Cephalopoda, Octopoda, Octopodidae. Bases 62 to 3715 code for a protein of 1217 amino acids. Gene Ontology annotation, cellular component: extracellular matrix. The record is from RefSeq and is a predicted model, not a curated record. The transcript has 21 exons. Gene Ontology annotation, molecular function: serine-type endopeptidase inhibitor activity; metalloendopeptidase activity. Gene Ontology annotation, biological process: extracellular matrix organization.